Molecule: messenger RNA, 2169 nt
Organism: Vanderwaltozyma polyspora DSM 70294
Lineage: Eukaryota; Fungi; Ascomycota; Saccharomycetes; Saccharomycetales; Saccharomycetaceae
Gene: SGM1
Product: Sgm1p
Exons: 1
Coding region: 1-2169 (722 amino acids)
Cellular component (GO): endoplasmic reticulum; Golgi apparatus
Source: RefSeq, a predicted model, not a curated record
AUGGCUUCCAAAAAAUUAAGUUUAGAGGAAAGGCUUUCUCUUGCUGCUAAAAAGGGUAAGAAGAAAGGUAAGAAAUCUACCCUUAGUACAGAAUCUUCGUUAGUAUCUGUCUCAUCUCAUUUUUAUGAAAGUACUGAUAAUAUUGAAACUGUAGCAAGUACAUAUACUGAUGACAAGACACAAGAUUACCUGAGUAGUGGAAGAAAUUCACCGGCUUUAAUCGAAAAUAGAGAGCCAAGCUUAGUUGCUGUUACCACUAGAGAGGAAAAUGGUGACAUAUCUUUAGACUCGACCCUUUCAAUCCAAUCUAACAAUGAUGUAAGGAACAAUGACUCCAGUGCUUUUCCAUGGGCAAACAUUCUUCCUGAUAAUUUCCAGGAGUUGAGCGUCGAUGAGAUUUUAAAGAAGUUGAGUCCAGUUUAUGUUUCACAGGAUAUGGAGCUUAAAAAAUUAAAUGAUACAUUGAGAAGAUAUGAACUAGAAAAGAGAAAAGAAGUUGAUAGUUCAAGUUUUAUAAAGUUAAUCCGAGAAAAGGAUGAUAUAAUUAAACAACUUCGUACUGAAGGUGAAAAUCUGGCCAAGGAAGACAGGAAAAGCUUAGAUAAAAUAAAAAGUUUAAACAAAAAAAUUGGUCACUUCGAAUAUGAAGUCAAAGAUCUAAAAGAUGCUCUGGCUGAAAAAUCCAAUUCACACGCAGAAUUGACUGAAAGUUUGAGCACAAUAACUUUAAAACUUACUGAAUCUGACAAAAAAAUAAAAGAAGCGGAGAUAGAGCUUGAAAAGCAUAAUGAUACAAAUAACAAGUUAAUAACAAAGGAAGAAAAUAUUAUUCAAUUAGAAUUGAAUAUUGAAAAAUUAAAUGCAAAGCUUCAAGAAGAGAAAAUUAUCCAUGAGCGUGAAAUCAAGGCCUUAAAAUAUUCAAGUCAUCAACAGGUUACUAAUUUGGAAUCAAAAAUUGAACAGCUAAGAAUUGAACUAGAUAAUGAUAGUAGUGCGCCUCCUAAAAGUCUGGAUAGAGCUAUUUCUCAUGAAAGUUUAAAGAACAGUUCAGGAACUGCUUCAACUAAAGAUCAAUAUUUGCUGAUACAGGAACAAUUUGAGUCAAGUAAAGCCAACUGGCAGAGUAUUGAAUAUGCAUUAAAUAAUAGAGUCACUGACUUACAAACCCAAUUAGCAGAUAUAAAAGAAGAAAGAAAAAACCUAUUGAACAAAAUCAAAACGCAAGAAACUACAACCUCUAAAUUGUCUAAUGAAUUAAAACACACUAUAACAGAAUUAGAAAAUGAGAAGGCUACUAGAUCAACUCUUGAAGAUGAACUGGCAGUAACUAAAUCUUCCUUACAAGAACUCAAAGAUGAUUAUAAAUUAUUACAAAAGAAGUUUGAUAUCCAAAGGGGCCAUUUAGAAAAUAGAAUUGAUUCCCCAUUAUUAACGCAGGGCCGCUUUGGUUCACAAGAAUUGGUUCACCCAAUUUCAACUUCAACGUUUAAUAUCACAGAAAAAUGGCUAGAAUCUGGUCCGGCCUCUCAAUUAUUAGAUGAUAGUUUGGUUUCUGACAUGAAUUACAGCAUUCCAGAUGAUAAAAUUGAAACAUCUUCAAAUGCAAACGAAACAAUAGGUGUUAAUGAAAUGGAAGCAUUAAGCACAAGUGAUCAAGAACAUAUGGAUCGAGCUACCGAUCUUUCUUUCAAUAUCAGCGAUAUGCCAGAUGAAGCUUCUGAACUACAGAUCAGAAGUAGAAAAGAAUCGUUAACUCCGAGUAGUAACUUUCCGUCAUUAUAUCGUAAACCAAGUACCCAAAACCAAAGUUCAAAUACUCAGUUAAACUCUCAUAUGGUUUCAAGGUUGGGUGCAGAAUUAAGAAGAAUGGAGACAGAAAUGUUGUCUUUAAAGGAUACAAAUGAAAGACUACAGAAAGAAAAGAUGAAAUCUAAUAAUGAAAUCGUUAGAUUAUUAGAAGAAAAUGAUAAGUUGAACAAACUUCCUGAUGAAAACCUGAAAUUAGAAAAGAACGUAGCGACCUUAGAGUCUAAACUAGAAGUAUCAUUGCAACUAUUAGGAGAAAAAACUGAAUGUGUAGAAGAACUUCAGAAUGACGUUGCUGACUUGAAAGAAAUGAUGCGCGAACAAGUAAACCAGAUGAUUAAUAUGCAGGAAUCUAUGAAAUAG